Messenger RNA from Cavia porcellus (domestic guinea pig), 5596 nucleotides. It is a transcript of the gene Cps1, whose product is annotated as carbamoyl-phosphate synthase 1. NCBI's taxonomy places the organism in Eukaryota, Metazoa, Chordata, Mammalia, Rodentia, Caviidae. The record is from RefSeq and is a predicted model, not a curated record. Gene Ontology annotation, molecular function: ATP binding; carbamoyl-phosphate synthase (glutamine-hydrolyzing) activity; metal ion binding. Gene Ontology annotation, cellular component: cytoplasm. Bases 161 to 4660 code for a protein of 1499 amino acids. Gene Ontology annotation, biological process: L-glutamine metabolic process; 'de novo' pyrimidine nucleobase biosynthetic process. The transcript has 38 exons.
CAGAAUGAAUGGAAAUCCAGAGAACUCUGCAGCCAGGCUGACACCCUGCUUGUGGGGCUUCCUCUCCAGCCUUCCUUCACAUCGAUUCAAAAAUCUCCUAGCAGAAGUCUCAUACAGUGUAUGUGAUUUCAUUUAACUCUAGUCACGAUCCAUCUUCAAAAUGACGAGGAUUUUGAUAGCCUGCAAGGUGGUGAAGACACUGAAGAGUAGUUUGUGCCUUACCAACGUCGUGCCCCAACGAUGGAAGUAUUUCAGCCGGAGCAACUCCCAGUUCCCUGUCCAGGCACAGACAGCACACAUUGUCCUCGAAGAUGGAACUAAGAUGAAAGGCUACUCCUUUGGCCAUCCAUCCUCAGUUGCUGGUGAAGUGGUUUUUAACACUGGCCUGGGAGGGUACCCGGAAGCUCUUACGGAUCCUGCCUACAAAGGACAGAUUCUCACCAUGGCCAACCCUAUUAUUGGGAAUGGCGGGGUACCGGACACUUCUGCCCUGGAUGAGCUGGGACUUAGCAAAUAUUUGGAGUCUGAUGGAAUUAAGGUUGCAGGUUUGCUGGUGCUGAAUUACAGUAACGACUACAACCACUGGCUGGCCACCAAAAGCUUGGGACAGUGGCUAAAGGAAGAAAAGGUUCCUGCAAUUUAUGGCGUGGAUACAAGAAUGCUGACGAAGAUAAUUCGGGAUAAGGGUACCAUGCUUGGGAAGAUUGAAUUUGAAGGUCAACCUGUAUAUUUUAUGGAUCCAAAUAAGCAGAAUUUGAUUGCUGAAGUUUCAACCAAGGAGGUGAAGGUAUACGGCAAAGGGAACCCCACGAAAGUGGUAGCUGUAGACUGCGGGAUAAAAAACAAUGUCAUCCGCCUACUAGUAAAGCGAGGAGCAGAAGUGCAUUUAGUUCCUUGGAAUUAUGACUUCACUCAGAUGGAGUAUGAUGGACUCCUGAUUGCCGGGGGGCCCGGGGAUCCCACACUUGCACAGCCUCUAAUUCAGAAUGUGAAAAAGGUUUUGGAGAGUGAUCGCAAAGAGCCAUUGUUUGGGAUCAGCACCGGAAAUCUAAUAACUGGAUUAGCUGCUGGUGCCAAAACCUACAAAAUGCGUAUGCCCAACAGAGGGCAGAAUCAACCUGUUUUAAACAUCACAAACAGACAGGCCUUCAUUACCGCUCAGAAUCAUGGCUAUGCCCUGGACAACGCCCUCCCUGCUGGCUGGAAACCACUUUUUGUGAAUGUCAACGAUCAAACAAAUGAGGGAAUUAUGCAUGAGAGCAAGCCCUUUUUCGCUGUGCAGUUCCACCCAGAGGUCAGCCCAGGGCCCACAGACACGGAGUAUCUCUUUGAUUCCUUUUUUUCACUGAUAAAGAAGGGCAAAGCUACUACCAUUGCAUCGGUUUUACCGAAGCCAGCACUUGUUGCUUCUCGAGUUGAGGUUUCCAAGGUCCUCAUCCUGGGAUCAGGAGGUCUCUCCAUUGGUCAGGCAGGUGAAUUUGAUUACUCCGGAUCUCAAGCUGUUAAAGCCAUGAAGGAAGAAAAUGUCAAAACCGUCCUGAUGAACCCAAACAUUGCUUCAGUGCAGACCAACGAGGUGGGCUUGAAGCAGGCAGACACCGUCUACUUUCUUCCCAUCACUCCUCAGUUUGUCACAGAGGUCAUCAAGGCAGAACGGCCCGACGGCUUGAUUCUAGGCAUGGGCGGCCAGACGGCUCUGAACUGCGGCGUGGAAUUAUUCAAGAGAGGUGUGCUCAAGGAAUACGGUGUGAAAGUCCUUGGAACUUCUGUCGAAUCCAUUAUGGCUACAGAAGACAGGCAGCUGUUUGCAGACAAACUAAAUGAGAUUAAUGAAAAGAUUGCCCCAAGUUUUGCAGUGGAGUCGGUUGAGGCCGCCCUGAAGGCGGCAGACAGCAUCGGCUACCCAGUGAUGAUCCGUUCUGCUUAUGCACUCGGCGGGCUGGGCUCAGGCAUCUGUCCCAACAAGGAGACCUUAAUGGAUCUCAGCACGAAGGCCUUUGCUUUAACCAACCAGAUUUUGGUGGAGAGGUCAGUGACAGGCUGGAAAGAAAUAGAAUACGAAGUGGUCCGGGAUGCUGAUGACAAUUGUGUUACUGUCUGUAACAUGGAAAAUGUCGAUGCUAUGGGCGUGCACACAGGUGAUUCGGUCGUUGUGGCUCCCGCCCAGACGCUGUCUAACGCAGAGUUUCAGAUGUUGAGACAGUCUUCCAUAAACGUUGUUCGCCACUUGGGCAUCGUGGGCGAAUGCAAUAUUCAGUUUGCUCUUCACCCUACCUCAAUGGAAUACUGCAUCAUUGAAGUGAACGCCAGACUUUCCCGGAGCUCUGCCUUGGCCUCAAAGGCUACUGGCUACCCGUUAGCAUUCAUUGCAGCAAAGAUCGCCCUAGGAAUCCCACUUCCUGAAAUCAAGAAUGUUGUAUCCGGGAAGACAUCAGCUUGUUUUGAACCUAGCCUGGACUAUAUGGUCACCAAGAUUCCUCGCUGGGACCUUGACCGUUUCCAUGGAACUUCUAGCAGAAUUGGCAGCUCUAUGAAAAGUGUAGGAGAGGUAAUGGCUAUUGGUCGCACGUUUGAGGAGAGUUUCCAGAAGGCUCUCCGGAUGUGUCACCCAUCCAUCGAUGGCUUUACCUCUCGUCUCCCAAUGAACAAAGAGUGGCCGUCUAACCUGGACCUCAAGAAAGAGCUCUCGGAGCCAACCAGCACACGCAUGUAUGCCAUUGCCAAGGCCAUCGAAAACAAUAUGUCCCUUGAUGAGAUCGAGAAGCUCACAUUCAUUGACAAGUGGUUUUUGUAUAAGAUGCGUGACAUUUUAAACAUGGAGAAGACACUGAAACAGCUCAAUAGUGAGUCCCUUUCCCAGGAGACCCUGAAGAAAGCGAAGGAGAUUGGCUUCUCAGACAAGCAGAUCGCAAAAUGCCUAGGACUGACUGAGGCCCAGAUGAGGGAGCUGAGACUGAAGAAAGGCAUCCGCCCUUGGGUUAAACAGAUUGAUACACUGGCUGCAGAAUACCCAUCUGUAACAAAUUACCUGUAUGUGACCUACAAUGGUCAGGAGCAUGAUAUCAAUUUUGACGAGCAUGGAAUGAUGGUGCUGGGCUGUGGUCCUUAUCACAUUGGCAGCAGCGUGGAAUUUGAUUGGUGUGCUGUCUCCAGCAUCCGUACACUGCGUCAACUUGGCAAGAAGACAGUGGUGGUCAAUUGCAACCCUGAGACCGUGAGCACCGACUUUGACGAGUGUGACAAACUGUACUUUGAAGAGCUGUCUUUGGAGAGAAUCCUGGACAUCUACCAUCAGGAGGCAUGCAGUGGCUGCAUCAUCUCAGUUGGCGGUCAGAUUCCAAACAACCUGGCGGUCCCUCUGUACAGGAAUGGUGUCAGGAUCAUGGGGACCAGCCCGAUGCAGAUCGACAGGGCCGAGGACCGGUCCAUGUUCUCAGCUGUCUUGGAUGAGCUGAAGGUGGCCCAGGCACCGUGGAAAGCUGUUAACACUUUGAAUGAAGCACUGGAAUUUGCUGAGUCUGUGGGCUACCCCUGCUUGUUGAGACCUUCCUAUGUAUUGAGUGGGUCUGCCAUGAAUGUGGUGUUCUCCGAGGAUGAGAUGAAAAGGUUCCUGGAGGAGGCCACCAGGGUCUCUCAGGAACACCCAGUGGUGCUGACAAAGUUUAUAGAAGGAGCCCGGGAAGUAGAAAUGGAUGCUGUUGGCAAAGAUGGAAGGGUGAUUGCGCAUGCCAUCUCGGAGCACGUGGAAGAUGCAGGUGUUCACUCAGGAGAUGCCACUUUGAUGCUGCCCACACAAACCAUCAGCCAAGGAGGCAUCGAAAAGGUGAAGGAUGCCACCCGGAAGAUUGCAAAAGCUUUUGCCAUCUCUGGCCCAUUCAAUGUUCAAUUUCUUGUGAAAGGAAACGAUGUCUUGGUGAUUGAGUGCAACCUGAGGGCUUCUCGAUCCUUCCCCUUCGUUUCCAAGACCCUUGGGGUUGACUUCAUCGAUGUGGCCACCAAGGUGAUGACCGGAGAGCAAAUUGAUGAGCAGCACCUCCCGAUCCUGGAGCGUCCCAUAAUUCCUGCUGACUAUGUCGCGAUUAAGGCUCCAAUGUUUUCCUGGCCUCGGCUGAGGGAUGCUGACCCCAUCCUCAGAUGCGAGAUGGCUUCCACGGGAGAGGUGGCUUGCUUUGGUGAAGAUAUUCACACAGCGUUCCUAAAGGCAAUGCUUUCUACUGGGUUUAAAUUACCACAAAAAGGUAUCCUCAUUGGGAUCCAGCAAUCAUUCCGGCCAAGAUUCCUUGGUGUGGCAGAACAACUACACAAAGAAGGUUUUAAGCUCUUUGCUACAGAAGCUACAUCAGACUGGCUGAAUGCCAACAAUGUCCCUGCCACCCCAGUGGCAUGGCCAUCUCAGGAAGGACAGAACCGCAGUCUCUCUUCCAUCAGAAAAUUGAUGAAAGAUGGCAGCAUUGACCUAGUGAUUAAUCUUCCCAACAACAACACGAAGUUUGUCCAUGACAAUUAUGUGAUUCGCAGGACAGCCGUUGACAGUGGGGUUGCUCUCCUCACUAAUUUUCAGGUGACCAAACUUUUUGCUGAGGCUAUGCAGAAAUCUCGCAACGUGGACUCCAAGAGUCUUUUCCACUACAGGCAGCGCAGCACUGGCAAAGCACCCUAAGAAGCCGACACCACAGUUCCAUUCUCCAGUCAUCCAGGCCAUGUUUUAUCAAAGGAACUGAUUCCUCACUUCUUUUCCCGCAGAUGAAUAUUGGUGUGAAGCUCAUUGGAUUCCACUCUAUAGUACCUUAUUCUGUAUCUUUCACAGUUAAUUGUCAGUCACUUUUGCAAAAUCUUAUUUAGAGUUCUUCCUACAUAGCUUGUUCCUUAAGUGAUUUUACCAUGUAUUAAUGCUUUAUAUUGGGUGAUUGAGGCUUAUUUGUGGACACGGAGUUAACAUUUUAUGGUGCUGAUUAAUGAUGAUCAAGAUAGAAAUGCUGCCAUUCUGUCUUCUGAACUCUCUGUGCUUUAAACAUAUUUUGCUAUUGUUUUUAAGUAGUAUCUGCCACACUGAGGACACAUUAACAGGGCAGAGUACUAUAAAAUUUGGUAAAAUGAAAGAUAGAUUUAAUUUAUAAACUUUUCCAUUAUGAUGUUUGUAUGUUGCUUUUGAUAAUCGUUCUCACCUAUCUGAGAAGAUCAGGUUUCAUUCCAUGAUACCAGAUUUGAAAAAUAUGAUGAGAUCUUUAUAGAUUUUUAUACAGGAUGCUUUUUUCCAAGUUUUUUUUUUUAUGAGAAUAUGUUGGCAGAUGGUAGAAAACGCUGAGUGACUGUAGGUUUGGUUUUUCCUUUGACUUUUAUCUUGGGCCAAGUGAAGUCUUUAGCUAUUUGUACCAUUCACCUGCUUUGCUAAUUUUGCCAUAAUUUAGUAAUUUCCUACAGAUGAUAGAUUUUGUUAAUCUACAGAGUCCUACAGUGCACUAUGAAUUCCAUACAUGCUACAUUCUUCUAUGUUUCCAGAAAAGUACUUUCAGGGCAGCCUUUGUUGCUUUUAAAUGUGUUGUGUUAUUACAAGUGCUCUAAUUGUGAACUUUUUAAUAAAAUAAUAUUGAAAUAA